CAUGGCCGUACCCCUCUACAUCUUGCUGCCUACAAGGGGCAUCUCCAUGUUGUCCAGAUUUUGCUGAAGGCAGGCUGUGACCUGGACAUUCAGGAUGAUAUGUACUUUAAAAAAACUAAGAGACAUGAGAAUUAGUUGAAGAAUGACCUCCAGUGGCCUGGAGUGGGAUUAUUAUGAAUUUCAACCUGUGGAAACCAGCUCUAUAGAGUAUGCAACUCCAGGAACUAAUUCUUUCCUUCUCUCUGCUAAUCCUGCAAACUCUUAUUGGAAUGCUAAUACAAUCUCUGAUUGGUCAAUGAGUAUUCAUACAGCACAUACUUCAGAAAUAGUCAAGGAGAAAGUUGCCCUGGUCAAAGGAAUCAAGGAAGAAAAAGAGGAGAAAAACCAGAGGAGAAAGGCUAGGAAGGAACCUAGAAGAUCAGAAAGAGAGAAGGAGGGCGAUCAGACUGCCUUGCACCGGGCUACUGUUGUAGGAAAUACAGAUGUAAUAGCAACUCUCAUUCAAGAGGGGUGUGCUUUGGACAGACAAGACAAGGAUGGGAAUACAGCGCUUCAUGAAGCAUGUUGGCAUGGAUUCAGUCAGUCCGCCAAACUGCUUGUUAAAGCAGGGGCUAAUGUUCUAGCCAGAAACAAGGCAGGUAACACACCUCUGCACUUGGCCUGCCAAAAUAGCCACUCUCAAAGUACUCGUGUUUUGUUACUUGGAGGAUCUCGGGCAGAUCUAAAAAAUAAUGCAGGAGAUACCUGUUUGCACGUUGCUGCUCGUUAUAAUCACUUGCCCAUCAUUAGGGUACUCCUCAGUGCUUUCUGUUCUGUCCAUGAAAAGAACCAGGCUGGAGAUACUGCACUUCAUGUUGCUGCUGCAUUAAAUCAUAAAAAGGUGGUCAAACUCUUACUGGAAGCAGGAGCUGAUGGGACAAUUGUCAACAAUGCAGGUCAGACUCCUCUAGAGGUUGCUAGACAGCACAAUAAUCCUGAGGUUGCUCUUCUCCUUGCUAAGGCACCACAGGUUUUGCGUUUUAACCGUGGAAGAAGCCUUAGAAAGAAGAGAGAGAAACUCAAAGAGGAAAGGCGAGCUCAGUCUGUGCCAAGAGACGAGGUGGUACAGAGUAAGGGCAGUGUCUCAGCUGCUGAGGAUACUCACAGCAGUGACCAGGUGCCUCAGAGGAAAGGAGAGCUGAAAGAUGAUCCCCACUCAGCUUCACCAGAGCCCAAAGGAAAGAACAACAAAAAGAGAAAGCCAAGAGAAAAGAUUUCAGCACUCUCGGACCCUGCUUCACCAGCUGACCAGCAAACAGUCUCUGGUCCCCAGCAAAGCUUGCCUAAGCAUCGUAGAAGUAAACAUCGUUGCUCAUCUCCACCACCCCCACAUGAGUUCAGAGCCUACCAGCUUUACACAUUGUAUCGUGGAAAGGAUGGAAAAGUAAUGCAGGCCCCAAUAAACGGAUGUCGUUGUGAGCCACUGAUUAAUAAACUGGAGAAUCAGCUAGAGGCAACGGUGGAGGAGAUAAAAGCUGAGUUUGGGACAGUGCAGGAUAAGAUGAAUAUCAAGCUGGGCCAGAUGGAAAACAAAACUCAACAUCAACUCCGUGUUUUAGAUAAGUUAAUGGCUGAGAGACUGUCUGCAGAGAGAACAGAGUGCCUUCAUCGUCUUCAACAGCAUGCUGAGCUUGAAAAAAAUGAGGGAGAAAAACGGCAGAUUUCCUUGGUGGAUGAAUUGAAAUCCUGGUGCAUGUUAAAGAUUCAGAAUCUGGAGCUGAAGCUUUCUGGAGAUUCUCGGUCUUCAAGACCAAAAUCAACUCUGUCCACUUGUGAGUCCCUCACUGAGACCCUGGAUACAGAGAACCUCCAUACUGCCAAAGACUGUAGAACUAACCAGAGCCCACUACAGUCAGAGGACUCACAGCAGCAUUCUUAUAUCACACUUCAGAACAGUCUCUCAGGAGACAUCGGGAGAAGUAGAGUCCAGACAUCAGAACAAAGCUUUGGAAAGCAUUACUGUCCUGUUCAACAGGACACUACAUCAGGUGCAGAGCAACAAAUGACAGCUGGUGGUACAGCUCCUUCUGCAAUCCCUCAAGUUGUUAGGCCUAAAGACAAAGCUUUUAGUUCCGCUGCUUUUGACAGAUUCCAGCAGGAAGUGCCAUUGUCAGAGCAUUCAGGUUCCAAAUUAAGGCAUGUUAAGGUACAAACUGCUUUGCAGCCCCUGAGUGUGUGUGAAAAGACUGAGCAACAGAGUGGGUACUUCAUAAACAAAGGAACUCAAACCAAGAAGUCUGGCAAAAGUGGGCAGUCCAGACACAGACCCCAGCAACAUACAGUAACGUAUCAUACCCAGCCACAGCAACCAUCUGCUCUGCCUGGAGAUCAACCAGCCCCACAGAUCAAAGACACUUCACAAGCUUUGGAGAUCACUCAGUACUUUUUUGAGGCUGUUUCCACUCAAAUGGAAAAGUGGUAUGAGCGCAAGAUUGAAGAAGCCCAGUGCCAAGCUAAUCAAAAAGCACAGCAAGACAAAGAUGCACUCAAGGAGUAUAUUAAAAGUUUAGAAGAAGAGCUCAAUAAAUUAAGGACGAAAGUGCAAAAAGAAAGCUAGCAUCAACAAAAUAUGUGUAGGAAUGGAAAUUGAGGAAUUCGUUUUUAUUUGAACUAUGGUGUGGCUGAUUUGGGGAUUGAUUAGCAUGUAAAGUAUUACACCCAAUACCUACAAAUAUAAAAACUGACCCUUUUAAUAAGAUGUAAUGUUUGAGUUAAGAAACUCCAGAAUUACAGGGAAUUAAUAUUAAAAAAAGAUUCUGUCCAUGUAGUCACAGUAAAUCUCUGCAGGUGGGACUAUUUUGUGAGAUUCAUUUUAUUCCAAGCCCAUAAAAUUUUACAGUCAGAAAUUAGAAUUACCAGGUAUUUCACCACAAGGUACCAAUAACCUAAAUUACAUUGUGAAAGAUGAGUUUUCCCAUUUCCUUGUAGGUCACAAAAAACAUCCAUUUGAAAUUAUUUUUUUAGAAAUAAGUUACUUGUUUAUAGCAGCUUCCCACUGAUACUUCCCUUUGCCUUAGGUUUGCAUUAUUCAUGCACAUUAUAACUUUGACUUCUCUGUAACUGUUUUGAAUAAUUAUUACAGGUUAUGUGAUUAGUGAAGGUAUUUGUAUUCAAGUAACCUUACUGAAAAGUUGUAAUUUCUUAUUUCAGUUGAGUGGCAAAUAUUUUCCCAAGAUCCCACUAUGUUUUAUGAGCAGCAGUACAUUCAUAGGCAAGACUCUUCCUCUGAGAUGUCUCAUUCUCCUGUAGAAAAUUGGAAUUUAAACACAUAGACCCAGUGUGAAUUGCUGGCUCUAUUGAAGUCAGUGACAAAGCUCCCACUGUCUUCAGUAUGGCCAGAAUUACACUCCAAACUACUUGCCUCACAUGUUAUCCCUCGUCACUUAAGAGGUGCUAGAGACGUUAAAAUUUGUAUAUUUUUGAAAUUUUCAGUGGUUACAUGUUUACACAGCGGAGGCAGAAGCCAAUAUUUAUGGGGAGCCAGCUUUUAAUUUGGCUCCCUAUGAGCACUAUGGGAUCCUGCCUCCCCUCCCUCACUGCUGCCUCUGAUACAGAGGCAGUGGAGGGGCAGUGAGCUCUGCGGAAGGCAGCAGCCUAGUGGGGAGGGGAGAGGCAGCUCCAUAGGAGCCAGCUCCACACAUGCACUGGUUCCCACCUCUCCCCCUGUGCUGCUGCCUCUGAUAGAGAGGCAGCAGCAGGGGGUGAGGGCAGUGUGUGUGUGUAACUGUGUACACGUUCACAUACCUUUAAGUGUCCUCCUCUUUCUUUUUUUUUUUCCACAUCCAAUUCCCUUUAAGUAAAAAAGGGAAGAAUUAUGUAUGUCCAUUGUUUUCUAAAGGAAAAUCCAUUCCACAGAUCACCAGUCUUAAUAAUUACACAACUGCAAAAUGACUAGUGGAAUGCCAAGGCUGACUGAACGGAACAGGAAAUUCUGGUAGCAGUUUGCCUACAUCUUUUUCCAUAAAAUGAAAACUUCCAACCUUAAUGAACUGCUAUUGAGAAUAUUUGUUUAUCAGCGUUUAUACUGCAGUAGUAUCUUAAGGCCUUAACUGUGUCGGGCCCCAGUUCCGCUCAGUAAUGUACAAACAUAAAUUACCAUAUAUAGCUGCAGUUCUAGCCCUCUUAAUCUCUUAGGGGGCUCCAAAAAAUACUGAUAAUAGAGACAAGGUUAUUUAACAGAGAUCAUGAUAAUCCAGGAACAGCUAUCCUAAAUUACUCCACUUAAAAAACUGUAAUAUUAUGACAAGGGAAAAAAAGCAAGCAAUCUCUUGACUAAAAAUCCAGAUGACCAAAUCAUACUUCACAGUAUUGUAAACAUGACAUUAACUCUUUAGAAAUUGAGCUUGUAUCUUUUUUAGUAAGUGUAUAAAGCAAAGAAAAUUGUAUUAUAUUACAGUAUUUUUAAUUCGUCUUAAUGCACUAUUAAGACAAGUACAGUGUAUCUGUAGUAAUGGGGAUAUCUUUUAUUGGUAAUGCUUUGACUUCAGUAGUCAAAAAUAAUUAGACAUUUUCAUGUUUACAACUUUUUACAGACAAUUGUUUAAACUACUGUAGGAAUGCAGAAGCAUGUUGUCUAUUUAAUUUUUGUAUUGUCUUGAUACAAAAGGUGAAUGUUUUUGCAGAGUAAUUAAACUUAAGUGUUGUUCAGAAAGCUAUCUUUCAUGAGUUUUCUGGCGUUACAGAUUUGAAUAUUGUAGUUCAGGAGUAGGAACUAAGAGGCUUCUUAAAAUAAUAAUUAUAGAGGUCCCCUGAAUUCUAAUCCCAGUUUUCCCGCUAAUUUACUGUUUCUAAAGUAUAGAUGUGGAUAAUAUUUAAUUUCUGUCCUUAUCAUAGAGAACUGCUGUAAUGAUUAACUAAUUUAGGGGCAGGUAUUAUUCAUCCAACCAAAUAUUUACCAUCUGACAUAGGAAAAGGGGAGCCUUUUCUGGCAUUCUCCCCCACCCCCUAUUCUACACAAAAGGCACAAUUUAAGGAUUCUUGACUGCUACAAACCUAAUCCACAUAACUUUUUACAGACACACCCAAAGUGAAUCCCUGUAUUCCAGGAGAGUUUCUAAUUCCUGCAUGAACUCCUACAGAGCUCAUAACUCGUAGGUUUCUGGCCAAAAAAUUCACAUCAUACUUACUGGAGCCUGACUCCUUAACAGAACCAGUUGGCUUAGACACCUCAUGGGAUGCUCUCAGUCAAGAACUGUAUCUCAGGUGGAAGUCUUAAAUUGUCCAAAGUGGGUCAGAAGUGACAAAGUUAGUUUUGAUCUGUAACGUUUGGUACAUAAAAUUGUUCAUAAAAACUAAGCAUAAGCUUGAGUAAAGAAAUUUAUAAACUGGAUGUCUGAACUAAAAACUGUGAAUACACAGGUUAAAGACAGGUAAGAACACAGAAUUGCUAUAACAAAUUAAAGUGAAAGGAAAUGCCCGUGCUUAGGAUUGCUAGAUGUUGGUUUUGAUUAACAGUGUCACUCCUUUCUGUAUAUGCUUUUCUGGAGGUAGCUGACAGCUUGUUGAGUGGAGAGAUAAGAAAGGCUUUACUGAGAGUCAGAGCUUCACAAAUCAUGGUUGUCGCCCUUCUCUUCACUUGCUAAGUCCUGAGGAUCUUCUGCCACAUCAUUCUCCUGCAUCAGAAUGAUGCUCUGAUCUCAUGAGGAUAGUGGAGGGAGACAAAAAACAUUGCAAUGCCUGGGAUAUGAACUGGAUAUUCCUUACUCUCUGUUUGUGUGUCAGUGCCUCCUUAUUUCUUCUACCUCUUUUUUGGCUUCUGUCCCCUCUUGGCCUACACUAGGGAGAUAUCUCAAAAUAAGGGGGGGUUAUGUUGAAAUAAAUGGAGUGUCCUCAAAAUAAUGGUCUUAUUAGUGAAGUAACAACUCCUGCUUUCCACGAGGAAUAAUGCUAAUUUUGAAAUAUAGAUUGUACAUCUGAAAACUGAUACUCGUUGGUCCAGCAACAUCCUUGGUCCUUGAACCACAGAUAAUCCUGGACCAGAGCGCCCUGGAGCUGAAUGGAAGCCUGGAGGAACCUCACAGCAGUGCUGAGGCCAGGCACUGGGACCACAUUGCCUCAAGAAGGCCUGUCCCAGCCCCCAAAAUCCACAAUGUUAGAUACAAUACACUAGGUGCUGGACAGAAAAGAACAAAAAACAAUUAGACAA
Molecule: messenger RNA, 6184 nt
Organism: Pelodiscus sinensis (Chinese soft-shelled turtle)
Lineage: Eukaryota; Metazoa; Chordata; Testudines; Trionychidae
Gene: ANKRD6
Product: ankyrin repeat domain 6
Biological process (GO): positive regulation of JNK cascade; protein K6-linked ubiquitination; negative regulation of canonical Wnt signaling pathway
Cellular component (GO): BRCA1-A complex; nucleus; cytoplasm
Molecular function (GO): ubiquitin-protein transferase activity; protein binding
Source: RefSeq, a predicted model, not a curated record